AUGACUCUUCCACCACCACCACCACCUCCACGAGCAUCUUUUGCUGCAUCGAAGCCUCUUCCUCCUCCUCCUUCUAACUCAGACUUUAGAACAGCUGUGAUAAAGAAUCAUUGGAAUGACCCUUCUAUGGAGAUUUUUCGCAAGACACUAGAUAAGCCAACUAUAGCCAUCCUAGACUAUCAAAAUGUCUCGUCCAUCCUGAAAGCUAAAUUAGACCUUUGUAAAUCGACUUUUGACAAUGGCCCACAAAAACGAAUUUUAGAUGAUACAGAACGUAGAAUUAGUAUCCUUCUAGAUGAAUUAGAGAAAAAAGAAUUCUCAAAUGAAGUUAUAGAAUCACUUAAUAUCUUAUCUCAAGCUUUGAAUAAGCAAGAAUAUACAAAGGCAAUUGAGGUACACACUCAGUUAAUGACAACACAUUAUCAAAAACAUGGAAACUGGAUUGUCGGAUUAAAGAGACUUGUUGAUUUGACAGAGAAAGCAAACACAUCUGUUUGA
Gilbertella persicaria is the source of this 498-nucleotide messenger RNA. RefSeq lists its product as uncharacterized. Bases 1 to 498 code for a protein of 165 amino acids. The record is from RefSeq and is a predicted model, not a curated record. Gene Ontology annotation, biological process: regulation of transcription by RNA polymerase II. Lineage: Eukaryota; Fungi; Mucoromycota; Mucoromycetes; Mucorales; Choanephoraceae. The transcript is spliced from 4 exons. Gene Ontology annotation, cellular component: nucleus.